This is a messenger RNA of Octodon degus (degu), 3181 nucleotides long. It is a transcript of the gene Kctd5, whose product is annotated as potassium channel tetramerization domain containing 5. The coding region runs from base 65 to 769 and encodes 234 amino acids. NCBI's taxonomy places the organism in Eukaryota, Metazoa, Chordata, Mammalia, Rodentia, Octodontidae. The transcript is spliced from 6 exons. Gene Ontology annotation, cellular component: Cul3-RING ubiquitin ligase complex; cytoplasm. Gene Ontology annotation, biological process: protein homooligomerization; proteasome-mediated ubiquitin-dependent protein catabolic process. The record is from RefSeq and is a predicted model, not a curated record. Gene Ontology annotation, molecular function: cullin family protein binding.
GAGGACACUAUUAAAGACCGGACGCUUCCAGUAGAAGAUCGCUGUGGCGGGGCUUGCCGGCAUCAUGGCGGAUAACCAUUACGAGCUGCUGCCGCCAACCCCGGGUGGUCUCGGGGCGGGGCUGGGGGGCGGCCUGUGCCGCCGCUGCAGCUCGGGGCUCAGCCCCCUGGCCCAGCGCCCCGGUGGUGUGUCCAAGUGGGUCCGGCUUAAUGUCGGCGGCACCUACUUCCUCACCACCCGGCAGACGCUGUGCCGGGACCCGAAGUCCUUCCUGUACCGCUUGUGCCAGGCCGACCCCGACCUCGACUCGGACAAGGAUGAAACAGGUGCCUAUUUAAUCGACAGAGACCCUACCUACUUUGGACCUGUGUUGAACUACUUGAGACAUGGAAAGCUGGUUAUUAACAAAGAUCUUGCAGAGGAAGGAGUGUUGGAGGAAGCAGAGUUUUACAAUAUCACCUCACUAAUAAAACUUGUAAAGGACAAAAUUAGAGAACGAGACAGCAAAACAUCACAGGUACCCGUGAAACAUGUGUACCGCGUGCUGCAGUGCCAGGAGGAAGAGCUCACACAGAUGGUGUCCACCAUGUCUGAUGGCUGGAAGUUUGAGCAGCUGGUCAGCAUUGGCUCCUCAUACAACUAUGGAAAUGAAGACCAGGCUGAGUUUCUUUGCGUUGUCUCCAAGGAGCUGCACAACACUCCAUACGGCACGGCCAGUGAGCCCAGCGAGAAGGCCAAGAUUUUACAAGAACGGGGCUCAAGGAUGUGAGGACAGUCUUGACAGCUGAAGAAAUGAUUUACCUUUUCCCAAGAUACAGUGAACUGCCAUGUCCAGGAAGCUUGGCUGUGAGAAGAAACCUGCUUUUGAUCAUUUCUUUAGAGAUCUGGGUGUGGAUCCUUUUUUGCUUUGGAGGUGGGUGGUGAGAGACAGCCCAGCUGUCAAAGACAAGCCAUGCCCAUGGGUAGAGGGUGGGCUGUCUCUGGGGGGCCUGCUCUUCUUUUCAAAUGUCAUGUGGGACUGAGACAGGAUGUUCCUGACCAGCCAUGCAAUCCUGAAGGUUAUUUCAAGGGCAGGGCUUUUGGUGCUACAUACACAGUCUGCGAUAAGUGACCCAGACCUCAAUGGGAAGAAGGGACAACAGCUCUACUGACUGUCCAGCACACCAUGGCUUGGGGUCUGGGUGCCUGCUAGCCACUCUGUGCAUCAGGCUCUCAACUUCAGGCCAGGGAGGCUGCUCUGCCUCUGGUGUGAUCAAUUGGCGGUUUCUUUUGACCUCGGCUAAGGCUGCCAACAGAGGUAGCCUCCACAUUGCUACUACUUCCCGGGCACCUGCUCUGAGGCCAGGCCUCCUUUUAGGCCAGGCUUUCCUCCUGGCUUUGUUGGCUGGACAGUUGAUGCUUCUCAAUUUGUAUUUCCCAGGCAAGAGAAGUUUGUAACCCUUUUUUAAGUGUGGAUAGACUACCUAAUGUUUAUACUUUUCAGAAAUGCCUAAAAGUGUUGCUAGGUUUUGGCUUGGUCUGUUAAACCAGUUAAUGGGAAAUGGAAAUUUUGCCUCGUCCAUCCCACUUGGUGGCUCAUGGGGAGCUGGUGCCCACCAGUGCCUUUGUUGCGCCCGGGAUGGAAGCUGGGGCGGGAGCCCAUGCACCUGGCUUCUAGAGCUGACACUCUGGGUCACAUUGAAGCUCGGGAUGUUUACAGUGCAUCACAUAUCUGUCUGUGUCUCUCUUUCUCUUUUUCUCUGGCUCUCAUUUUCUGUAUAACUAUGCAGUUCUUCUCUGAUGUUUCUGGUGUGUUUUGAAACUAUAUGACCUGCACAGCUCCACCUACCUGACGUGACUUGGACCCUACUGCUCGCCUGCUUUGAAACAGACCUUUCUCAGCUGGCUGUAGGGACAUGUCUGCCUGGGGACGUGAUCCAAACAAGCAAGCUCUGCUUUCGACUUCUGGUUUCCCAAGGGAGCUAUGCAAACUGACUACAGGGGCUGCCCACCUGCAGCCUCGAGGCUCUGACACUGGCUCAUUUCAGAUGUUCCUGGAAAUCUCUUGCCUAGUCCCUCCCCUUUCUCCUUUGCCAAUAACCUGAUUAACCAAGUUUUCCAGCAACUAGGACUUACCUCCUUUCAUAAAGUCUCUUGUAUGUUGUUAAAUGUUUGGCUUAAAAGAAUUCAUGAAAACAUUUUUAUAGGGCAGGAGUAGCCACUGGCUGACCCAGCUAAAGGUGGCCCCACUGUUGGCUGUGGGGACAUAUUCUGGGGAGCUACCGGGCACUUACAUUAUUUGAUUUAUGACCUUGACUUACAAUAGAUAGGCUUUUCUUUUUUUAAUUUAAAAAUAUUGACUUCACAAAAGUUUAUUCUAAGGGGGUAUUUAUACUUUUAUACUUUUUUAGGUAUCCGUAUUUUAUCAGCUUACUGUUUAAUGUCUAAGUUUCCCCUGGUAUUAGCAAAUAAAACUGUGUAUUUAUGAAUGAGCCCAGCAGCUGUUAGUGUCUUAAAAUACAUGGAGAAGCUGCAGCUGGAAUCAUGGUUCAACUGCUCGAGCCAAGAUACCCCCGACAGGACUCUGGUUUCAGCUUCAGAAGUCCAAUAUAGCUGGGUGUAGCUAAGGAACCCAUUGUGCCCUGAAAGAUUCAGCUCUCUGUUUGUCUGCUGCUACCAGUCAGUCCUAUUUCUAAGCACAUGACCAGCCUACCCAGGGCUUUGGCAUGGACUGUCCUACCUUCCCAUUGUAAGGUAUGGGUUAGGGUCUGCUUGUAUGGGGACAGGGUAUGGGCUUUUGGGUGUCGUUAAUGAGUGCGUACAUAGGGGAGGGGUUUAAAUUCUGCCUUAAGAGGUUUUCUGGUGGCAGCUAGGACCUGGUUGUGCCCUCUGGCCUCUUGGUCUCAUACAGCUCUGGGUGCUCAGAAGAGCCUCUGUGUGGUCAUGUCCUUGGUCAGAGCUCAGAGCAUGUCCCAUCAGAGCUGAAGGCUACAAAGGAGACAGGCCAGAGCCCUUGGCAGAAGAGGCACCCUGUCCUCCUAAAGGCAGACCUGUCUGCCAUGGAGUGUCUGUAGAGGGCCAAGGGCCAAGGGCCAGUUCUGGCCCCUUCAGAAGUCCAGCAGAGCUGGGCAUAAUGGCACACACCUGUAAUCCCAGCAUUCAGGAGGCUGAAGCAGAAAGAUUACUGUGAGUUCAAGGCCAG